AGGGAUAAAGACUCUACGACUCACCACCAGCCAUUAUUGAGCAGCCUUGUUGUCCGGGCUUCGAAUAGUGACGGAGGUGGUGGCGGAGUCGGUGGAACCAGUGGCGGCCGCGUUGGUCGUGGAAGUGAUUACGAGGCCGCUCUGUGUUGCCGCCUGCAAGAAAUUAAAUCUUGAGGAGGGCAUUGGGUAAAUGCAGUCUCAGAUCAUGAUCUUGGGAAUUGCUCUUUUUUCCAUGUAAAGACAAUAUAAUUUUGGGGUUAUAAUUUGUGCAAGGAAUUUGGGUUGCUGAGUGGAGAGCUAUCGUAUCUAUCGUUGUCAUUUUGGGAUGUUAUGGUGUUGGGCUUGGUUGGAGUAAGAUGUGUUAUAAUACCAAUCAUAAUCAAAUCAUGGUGAGGUGAGGGUUUUCUCUUAUGAAAUUGAAGGUGAUCAAAUAACAAGUCAUAGAAGUGUUGUUGCCCUGCCUUGUUGAGACUAUUGGUAUGAUCUCUAAAUGAACUUAAAGGUGCUUGACUUUGGAUCUCCAAGAAAUGAACUUAAAAGUGGGAUUUUUCAUUGUCUAGAUUUCCAUCCAAGGGGUAAGAUUACCAAUCAUAACUGAAUCAUGGUGUGGUGAGGGUUUUCUUUUAUGAAAUUGGAGGUGAUAAAAUUACAAGUUGUAGAAGUGUUGCUGUCCUGCCUUGUUGAGACUAUUGGUAAAUGAACUUAAAGGUGCUUGACCUUGGCUUUCUGCAAGAAACGAACGUAAAGUUGGGAAUUUUCAUUGUCUAGAUUUUCAUCCAAGGGGUAAUAUUAUUCUCAUGGAACAGACUUUGAUUGGGUUGUAUUGGUUGGUUAAGGGUCAUCUGGAUUAUGUGUAGCAAUUUCUUGAUCUAUUUUUUCAGGUUCAUUAAGGGGGUUGAUUUGCGGGAAAGUAUGGGAUCUCCACAUUUUAUUUGUACCUCAUCCUGCAAAUUAGGUGUUGUUUCAAUUUAAUAUAUUGUAUAUGGUAGUGUGAAUUGGUAUAGCAAUGACAGCCCAGUGGCCUAACAGUUGGAUUAACUGCAUUCCUCUCAUCCUAAACUCUUACAAAUUUUGUCAUGGUCAAUGACUGAAGGUAUCAUUGGUCAUUUCUACAGGAUGUGGCUAGCCCACUAGAUUGUGCAGAAAACUGUUCUUGUGGUAUGCAUUGAUAUCCAUCAGUAUGUUUCAGAAAGCUGUAGAGGAACUAUUGUGACCAUGGGUGUCAUUCUCUAAUCUGGCUUUUGGAUACUUCAAUUUAUGUGGGUUUUUUUUUAUGACAGUUUAUUUCCUGUGAGCUUUUUGGCAUGGUCUUGCUGAUCCUCCCAGGUGUCAUUCGACCGCAGAAUUCUGUAUACUGGCUUGGGUUGGUUAAUGCUGUGAGAUCAUUUUGAUUCUAGCUUGUAUGUGUGCAUUUAAAAUUGGGCUAUUGGUGGACGUCCUUCCUCAUUGCCAGGACAUCAGCACAGAGUUUUUGUUUCUUCAAGGCUUGUGGUUUUGGGUGCAAUGCUGGGUUCAUGGAAAAUUGGAAAUAGAUUAUUUAUAGGCUAUGGCUGUGGAUUUACAUGUACUAACAUUGCACAUGUGGAAAACAGGACAUGUGUGCAUCGCAAGUAGCCAUGGUUUUGCUAUCUUAUUUGCUUCUGUUAAAAUUUCUCAUGAUAUGGGUGGUAACAUAUUGAACCUACACAAGCAGUUAUCAUCAGAACUUUCUCUCUUGUCUGCAUCUUUGCACUUUCUUUUGUCUGUUCACAGAGGAGAUGCCAACAACGAAUGGCAAUGGUUGUCAAUUUUUUUGGUUGGUCAUUUUGCAGUUGUUUCAGGGAAAAUCUAUGGAGAUAUAUGGUUGUUGUACUGCGAAUGAUUUCCCCAUACAGCCUGUUACUUUUCUUAAUAUCUUAUAAACCCACUACCUUCUUUAUUUCAGGAUAUAGAAUACAUGCAGGUUCAGUUUCUCCAACACGACGUCGAGAUGUUCACCGAUAUAUUUCUGAUUUUGAUCAUUCUGGUAAUCUCACUCGCGGUCGUGAUUUUGGUGGUGGGAGGGAUCUUGGUAGAUAUCGAGAUACUUCACCUCAUUACAGUCGAAGAAUAAGUGGUGGCAGGCCAUUUGGGAGAGGUGUUGAUGGCCCUGCUCCUGGGCCAUUUCGAGGGGAACGUAGUAAAAAUAAUCCAAAUGUGCGUCCUAGGGAUGGGGAUUGGUAUUGCUCAGAUCCUCUAUGUGACAACCUAAACUUUGCAAGACGAGAAUUUUGUAACAACUGCAACAGACCCCGCAAUGGAGCCAGUGGAAGUCCUCGAAGAGGCUAUGUUGGUCCACCAUCCCUGCAUUCUCCUCCCAGACGCUUUGCUGCUCACCCAAUUGAACGUUCUCCCGGCAGGACUCUUAAUGAAUAUAGGUCUCCUCCCCGUAGUUGGGCCAGGGAUGGUCCUAGGGAGAUUGCAGCUGGUGGUCUGGCACCUCCGAGGUAUGAAAGCAGGUAUUCUGAUCACCUGCGGAGAGAUAGGGUGGACUAUCUAGAUGACAGCUUCAGAGGAAGAUCCAAGUUCGACAGGCCACUUCCUUCGGCAGAUUGGGCCCUUAGAGACAAUGGAAGGGAUGACUUCAUCUCAGAGAGGAAGGGAUUUGAAAGAAGGCCACCAUCCCCCCCACCACUGUCAUUGCUUCCUCAGCGUGGACGCUGGGCGCGUGAUGUGAGAGAGAGGAGCCGUUCCCCAAUCAGAGGUCCUGUCAGAUCUCCAUUGAGAGUCCCGCUACGGUCUCCAUUAAGUAGCGGCCUUCCACCAAAAGACUUCCGUAGAGAUGUUUUCGUUGAAAGGGAGCGGGAUGAUAGGCGUGGCCUAGGACGAGAUCGUGAUGGAGGUCCAUUUUAGUGUUGAAACUUUUGCGAUUUUCAUGUUGCUUUCCCAUGUAAUUUUUUGUUAGUACAUCAGCACUCUGUAAUCUGUGUUUAGAGCCGUGGAAAGAGGAUGUUAAGAAGAGCUUGCUUGACUUUUCCUGACUGGUCCAGUGUGUUGAAACUAGGUGAUGGGGUCGUUUAUCUGCCUCGUGUGUUUCGUGUUUCUUAUCAUUUUAUGUAGUUAGCAGCCAAGCAGAAUUAGUGAAGCAAAUGCUUUUAAUAUUCAGUGUCUGUAAACUUUGCCAUCUUUGGUUUUGUUGGUUUGUCGGCUUCUGGGCAAUAGUUUCGAAUCAUCAUUAUCCUUGCAUAGAUUUGGAUUU
Molecule: messenger RNA, 3217 nt
Organism: Benincasa hispida (wax gourd)
Lineage: Eukaryota; Viridiplantae; Streptophyta; Magnoliopsida; Cucurbitales; Cucurbitaceae
Source: RefSeq, a predicted model, not a curated record